AAGGGGAACAGGAUAUAAUAAUAAUGAAAAUUCUUGCAUUUAUAUCAAUACGCAUCAUCUAUCCUUCUUUUGUUUUAAGAAAAAAGGAAAGGAGAAUUUAGAAAAAUGCUAAAAUUUCUACCCUCCGGUUUGCAAAACAUCUCUUAUAAACAUUACUCCGAAAGCAAUCACCACAAGAUUAAUCAAUUUCUGUUCACAAACAUCAAAUUCGAUCCGCCUCAUCAUGGAAAUGGUAAUUUUUACGAUUUUAACACCUAUCCAGACCACAUUUACACUAGGAAAUGGGGGGAAAAUGAAGUUGACAAAGAUGCUCUUUACGAAUUUUCCGUCGGCCCUCUUGUAUUGAUGUCCAUACUUUACGGAAUGAUUUCGCUGACAUCCAUCAUUGGAAACGGUUGCGUUAUUUGGAUAAUACUCAGUCGACAUAAAAUGAGAACCGUGACUAACUACUUUCUGCUUAACCUGGCCAUCGCCGAUAUGGUGAUCGGUAUGUUCAGCGUACCCUUUCAGUUUCAAGCCGCUUUGCUGCAGAGAUGGGUGCUGCCAAACAUAAUGUGUCCCUUGGCCCCUUUCGUCCAAACCUUGUGCGUAAACGUUAGCGUUUUGACUCUGACAAUAGUGGCAUUAGAUAGGUGGUCGGCAGUUAUGAGGCCCCUAAAGCCUAGGCUUCUUUCCAAGAAUACGGCCAAGAUUAUAUUGAUUUUAUUUUGGAUUCUGUCCCUACUCUCAUCUUUACCCAUGGCCCUGACUCUCAGGAUCAUUAAAUUGAGUAAUAAACAGAUGCUGGAUUCGGCCCUAAAUGUCAACGCGAGUGAAACUUUCACAUUUUAUACGCUCAACCGAUUAAAGUCGGCAAACCCAGACUUUACAAAUUAUUCACCACUCUACAUUUCAAAAAACUCACCUCACAAACAUAUUCACGGCGAUAAACAUUUUGCAUCUCUUAAUCGAGUCGACUAUUCGAAACCAAAUUUGAAACUAUUUUCCCCCGACAACCCUGAAAUUAAUUUAAUGACAAAAUAUCAAACCAAAAAGAUAUACAUAAAAAAGCGUCACAAUCAUUUAAAAAGCCAUUUUUUCACGUCAAACACUUAUAUUUUGCCUCAAUACGAUUACACUAACCAGAGCGUUCCUAUUAAAUCCCAUUUUAUUCAAGACCAUCAUAAUUAUCACAAGAUGAUUCAUUAUAAAAAACGAUUUAGCCGAAAUAAAACUCAUCCGAAAAAGUUUAUUAUUAAUCCCUUAUUUAAGAAAGAUCAAAUCCGCUACUUAAUUACAACCUUCUCGCAAGGAGGAGCAAAAUACGAAGAAAAUAAUCUACAGAGCAGACCUUAUGAUAAAGAUAGUUCUACACUAAAUUAUGGCACAGCUGUUUCUCGAUCAUUUAAUCCCUCAUACAGAAUUUUAUGUGUUCCUAUUUGGCCCUCGGAUAUGAGUCGCAAAAUUUACUUCAUAUAUCUCAGCCUCAUUCAAUAUUUUUUCCCAUUAUCCUUUAUGUUGUGCGUUUAUUCCAGAAUCGCGUUUAAAAUCUGGGGAAGAAAAGCGCCUGGAAAUGCUUUAGACGCUCGAGAUAACUUGAUAAAUCAGAAUAAGAAAAAGAUAAUCAAGAUGCUUCUCAUAGUUGUAUCCAUGUUUGCUUUCUGUUGGCUACCAUUGCAAAGUUAUAAUGUGUUAAGCGAAAUCAUAACAGCCAUUAACGAAUAUCAAUUUAUCAACAUUAUAUGGUUUUGCUGUCAUUGGAUAGCCAUGAGUAAUUCCUGCGUGAAUCCAUUCGUUUAUGGACUCUAUAAUAAAAAAUUUAAGAGUGAAUUUUUACGUUUAUAUUGGAAAAUAAUGGGACGCAAAAGAACCGAUUCAUUUGCACUACGUACACGCUUGAAGAAUCAGAAAUCUAUAAGUCGCAGUUAUAACGAGAAUGAAGAUUAAAAAAUCAUAAUUAUAUAAUCAAAAAUUAACUUAAAUUUGUUUUUUUUAAAUUCCCUUAAGUAUUUUUUUUUUACUCUCUGCCUUUAUGAUAUCAUAAAAAAUAAUUAAUCUAUCAUAUUUUUUUUUAGUCCAGUUUAAAACCUAUUUUUUAAUUUUAAUAAAUUCUUUAUA
Molecule: messenger RNA, 2097 nt
Organism: Gordionus sp. m RMFG-2023
Lineage: Eukaryota; Metazoa; Nematomorpha; Gordioida; Chordodea; Parachordodidae
Product: tachykinin-like peptides receptor 99D
Exons: 4
Coding region: 106-1926 (606 amino acids)
Biological process (GO): neuropeptide signaling pathway
Cellular component (GO): plasma membrane
Molecular function (GO): neuropeptide receptor activity
Source: RefSeq, a predicted model, not a curated record